Molecule: messenger RNA, 7253 nt
Organism: Calliphora vicina (urban bluebottle blowfly)
Lineage: Eukaryota; Metazoa; Arthropoda; Insecta; Diptera; Calliphoridae
Gene: mxc
Product: multi sex combs
Exons: 5
Coding region: 382-6615 (2077 amino acids)
Molecular function (GO): protein binding
Source: RefSeq, a predicted model, not a curated record
GAAGCGCAAACAUUACAAUAAGAAGAAGCGGCAUAAAAUUGCAAGAAAAAAGGGACGCUUGAUUUUUAAAGAUUAUUUGUUAAGACAUUUUUUUUAUUGUAAAACUAUUGCAAAUGUUUAAAAAUCUUAAAAAUUAUAAAUUUAACUAAAAUAAUUUAUAGAUUGAAGAGAAAAUUAAAUAAAUAAAAACUUAAGUGGCUGGAAAAACAAAGAAAUUUACAAAAGAAAAAUUGGCAUAAUGUAAAACUAUGCAGUAAAUGGCAAUUGGAAAAAAAAUAUUUGUAAAGAACAACACAGACAAUAAGCACACAAAACAAUUAUAAUUAUUAGUAUUUAGCAAACGAAUUUACAAGAAUUUUUGUUAAAUUUAUUUGAACAAAAAUGGAAAUUGUGGUAUUUAAUAGUGAUAUAGCUCGUUUAGUGUUGGACUAUUUGAAGUCUCAAAAAUUGAAGAAGGCUACUCACACGUUUUGCAAGACUUCACCAUAUUUGAAACAUGAGUUCUCGGCUUACAAACAAGGAUUGCAAAGAUAUUCAUUUUUUCCCGAACUAGAAGAAAUUAUUUGCGAAUAUGCGAAAAUAUCGCUUAAAGUUGAGCAAUUGCUGCCCAAACUGACAAACGCUUUACGUUCCCAGCUACAACAAAGCAAGUUAUCGGAAAAAGUAAAUGAGCUAUUAGAACGAGGCUCUCAGGCUAUAUUCGCCUCUAAUCUGAAUGCCAACAAAACUGACCUCAAAAGUAGUGCUUCCACUGUGGCUGUCUCACAAGGCCAUAACACUGAAGCUGAUGAAAAAGAGCCUAGUCAGGCCAAACGUAAAAGAAGUUUUGAAACUUCCAAUAAUAAUUCGUCGAAUGAGGAAGUUGUUACGGAUAGUAAUACAAAUAAACGACACAAGUUGACAGCAGCUCGUUUAAGUCACUACUCGAAAAAGAGACGUGUCCUUCAACCAUAUUGCUUUUUAAGCUCCAAGGCUUUGCAACGCUACAAACGACGCUACCACUCAAAAGUAUCCGCCUCAACAAUGGAUGAAGAUGUGGAGGAAGAGGAAGAAAUUGAAGAUGAUUCUGAAUGUAGUACCGAAGAGGGAGACGACGACGCUAGUGCAUGCGAGGAUGAGUUGAAUGAUAAUGAAAACUGUGAUGAUGAAGAAUUAUUCAAUGGAGAAAAGCCGACUAAAGAAUCAACACCUCGAAAUAAGUCGAAUAAAAAGGUCGAACCCAAUUUGGCUCCUCCAAUUUUACCGGAUAUUUCUCAAGCCAUAUUGGACAAUCCAGAAUUUCAACAAAAAUUAGUAGAAAAUAUUAAUCAAGCUUUAAAUAAGUCUACAGGCUCUACUUGUACAUCAACAAACAACCGCUUAAAUACUAAUCAAACAGAAAAUAUAACUAAUCCACCUUUAGGUGGAAUACCACCAGUGACGGGCGAAGAAAUUACCUCAAGUCAACUUUUAGAUCAAAUGAUAAAAAAUAUAUUAGAUGCUACAGAAAAGGAGCCCAGUUUUAAUGACAUCAUACAAGAUGUGGUAGAGGCAGCAAAUAAACCUCAAACACAAUCGGCUGCAAUGCAAUGCAAUAUAAAUACUACAAAUUUUGCAUCAGUGAGUAAUGUACCCUUUUAUACUGCCACAGAACCACUAUCCCUAAUGUCGGCACAACCUACAACACAGCUACAGCUAUUUCCAGCGCCAUCAUCACCAACAUCGCAAACAGGAACAAUAAUGACAACCAGGAAUAUGCUGUCUAUAACUUCAACGAGUGUACCGCCACCACGUACUCCUGUUAUAAUAAGAUCCACGGCAGGUGUAGGUGGGGUAAAUACUUCGGUGACGUCUGUUGCAGCAGGUUUAAGUGCUCAAGAUCCAUCCUCAAUAUUGACCAGUAAUUCAUUUGGAUCGUUGAUCGAUCCCAAUUAUUCCAUCUCCAAAUUGAUUGUCUUAAGCUCGAAUGACAGUGCUCAAAAACAGAAUUCGGAUAAUUGCAUAGGUAAUAACACGGCCGACAACAUAAUUAGUCAAUUAUCCACUAGUGGUGUCGUUGAACCCAAUGACGAGCAAGUCUACUUUGACACUUCUACCGGUCAGUUAACAUUUCCGGUUUACCUAACCAAUGAUGGCUUAUUGGCCAAUUUGCCAUUUCUAAUUAAUAACGAAAUCGUUAGUCAACAAUUGCAAACCAAUUGCCAGGGAAACAUAGAUGGCUCUCGUCUUGAAAUUCCUCUAAGCGAACCGAUAGUGGUAAGCGCCAAUCAGUUGCCACCCAACUCCAUUAUUUUAAGUAGUGCUAUAAAGGAAGCUGUAGCAGAAAAUCCCGAAACAGUUGAAAAAGCCACAACAGAAGCUGAAGUAAAGCACUGUAGUACUCUGCCACCAACAUCUUCGGACAAUCGUUUGUUGUAUGACAAAGCCACUCCUUCAUCUAGUGGCAUUGUUAAUACCAAAGCCUUUAAAAGUUUGUCUACACCACGCAAACGUACUUCUCAUGUUCGAACACUAACAUUUUCGCCCAGAGAUCCCCACUCUUUGGCUAAUGCGGGCAACACGCCCUUGUCUACCAGGAGGGAAGCAAUUAGUCGUUUCCAAAAGUCUUUGCCAAAAGUUAUGCCUGAAGAAGACAAAAUUAAAACUGAAGAUAGUGUAAGCAAAGUUGAAGAAAAAGAAAUUAAUACUUCGGAAAAGGCUGUAAUAAAAACUGUAGAAAUUCUGCCUACCAUAGCAAGUUCAACGACGGCUACUACAAGCGAAUCCCUUGCAGAGAACUCAAAUGUCUCUGCAAAUGAGACUAGUAACAUACCACCACUUUUUGUCAGCGAGGAAAGUAGUAAUCAAACUAUAAUAAAUAAACAUGUACCAAACUCUAAAGACCUAUCGAAAGAACCUUUAAAACCCAAAUCAUUAACCAAUUUCACAAAAUCACACACGACAGCUGCGCAAAAUACACCAAAACGCAAGCAAUUUAGAAAAACAGCGGUUAGAUCUUGCAAGAGACAGCUUUCAAAGUCUUCAAAUGAAGAUGAAUUGUUAGAGGAAAAAGCUGAAAAAGAGAACGAAAAAACUACAGAAUCGCCACCACAAGCUGACGGAAAGCCUCCUAAAGAUAACAUGAUGCAAGAAUGGAUACGAUUGCGCAAUUCAUCCUCGGUUGAUUUGGAUGUACGACUGCGUGAGAUCAAUGCAUCGACACAGUCCAAACAAGUGAAGAAAGUUAAUACCAAAAAGAGGGUAAGGCGUAAAAAGCCGGCUGCUAUUAAGAAAAAAGAAAAAGAAUUGGCUAAAGAAGCUGAAGAAUUGGAAAGAUCUCGAGAACUAAAUAAUGAUUCACAAGAACAGCAGAUGGAUGAGCAUACCAUAUCCUUAGAGGGAAAACAGGACGACCAAACUUAUAAUGAGAACAAAGUAGAUGGAGAAAAUGGAAUUAAGGCUGCAAAUACACCCAUAGUUGAUAAUGUUAACCAGCCUUUGGCUGAGGAGAAAGCCAAAAUUCCCUCUGUACAAAAUGGUAAUGAUAAAAUCUUAGAGAAAACAUCAAAACCAGAUAAAAAAUCCAAAGAGAAACAAAAGAAAAGUGAAGAACCUCUAAAACAAGUUGAAAACCCCGUUGAAAAUGCCGUGGUACCAACUAUUCAGUGCCAAGAUUCGGCUGAUGUUCCUCACACUAUACCACCCCAUGUCAACGAAGCCCUGGAACGUGAAAAAAGAACUACGAAUAUUGCUUUUCUUUUAGAGACGCCUUUCAAAGAUCCCAAUCUUGCCUCUUGUAUUCCCCCUACCCCGGGUAUUUUUGCUCCCACUCUAGAGACACCUUCCAGUAAACUAAAUGAUCCUCACGAUGACAUGCAAGCUUCAGCUUCCUUUUUGUUUGGUUCUAUUACAAAAAGCGAAUUAGAUACUCCUCUAAUGAGUGCCAUAACACCGGGCUUUCGUUUUACACCGUUUGGUAUGAAAGAUAUUGGCACUCCGAGGAGUAUUCCUGGCACGGACUACUCCUCGGGAGGAGGUUCCUACUAUAAACCGGAUGAAAGUGAAGAUUUGGAUCGUAAUAUUGAUAAAAUGUUAAGGAAUUCAGCGCAAAAGAAGAUCGACCCAGAAGAAGCAAAUGACACCGAUAAUGUGCAACAGGAAGAACGAGAAGAAGGUGAAAUUGUUGGAGAACAAGUUGAAGAACCAGGUAGUGAGGAAGUUGAAAAAAUUGAAAUAGAAAUUCCAACUGAAAAGCUUAAAGUGGAGCCUAUUGUCUUGAAAAGAGUAAAAUCUUUCGGUACCGAAGCUGUUGAUUGUAUGGAAACUGCUAAAAUAGAUCCACAUUACACUUUGGUGUCGGGAUUACCCGAAAUUUCCGCUGCAGAAGAAGAGUGCUCAUCAUCUUCCUCGUCCUCAUCAGGAUCCUCAUCAUCAUCAAAGUCUUCCUCAUCUUCUUCAUCUUCCUCCUCAUCAUCGUCUUCGUCAUCCUCAUCAAGCUCAAACGAUUCGGUAAAAUCAAAAACAGUCAUAGAAGCGGCAGAAGCAAAUAAGAAUGUCAAUAUAAACGAUUUGGAAAAUUUAUCUGAAAUAUCCAGCACUGAAGAUGAAGAAUGGCAAAAACUAGCCGUUACCGAUAACGAUGAAAAUUCUCAACUUGUCAGCAAUGAUGGUGAAGUCCGUUACCCGGUGAGAAGUUGGCUAACGCCCAUCAAAGAGAACAUGAUUAUUGAAACAAACACAUUUGCCGCAACUGAACUUACUCAAGCCACAAUGUCCGCGGCCAAGCCAGCCACAAUAAAAGUAACGCUGCCCUUGAAAUCUGCGGAGAAAAGAAAUAGACAAGUUAAAGAGCUGGAACUGAAGAAAGAACGCAUGAAGGAGAAACUCAAAAAUGAUGCUACAACAACAACGAAAAAGGAAAAACCCGCAACUACUACCACAGCAGCUCCCAAUAUAUCAGCUGCUUUAGCAGCAUCACGUAUGUUACAUGCAAUGCGCGAUAAAGGCAAGAAACCAGCGUGUUUCCAAAACCAAAAUUCCACAGAAACUCCAAAUGUUGAUAUGCCACAAGCGGCACAAGAUAAGCGUUCCAUAGAUGUUCUAACAGCGUUAAAUUUAUCGGCCAAAAAACACUUACCAAAAACUCCCGAAAAUCCACAAAAACCACCACCACGUACAUCACUAGGCGAUGACAAUGCCAUGGCAAUCUCACCAGAAAAUCUAAAAGGAAAAUCUAAACUAAAUACUUCACCCUCAACCUCAAGUAAAACACCACAACGCAAAUGUUUACCCAUAGAAGCCAGACCGGUUACCAGAACUAUACGAAAGACAGGCAAGAAAAUUGUACGAACUCCUUUGGCUUUCAAAGUCAUACAUUCUCCUGGCAAGAUAAACUCACACAGCACUACGACAACUUUGGCAGAAUUCGCUGCCAGCAAAACACUUAAUAAAAGUAAAGAAACCACAGUUCCUUUUAUACAACAAACCCUUAGAGUUUCGCCACGUCUCAUGAAACCCACAAAACUAAGAGGCAAGAAACCAGCCGAAUCUCCCGCGCAAAAAACUAAAACUAACACAAGGAAUGCUAAAGCAAAGGCUGCAGCAGCUGCAAAGCCCAAAGUAACACGUUCGCGAAAUAAUAAAAAGAAAGAGCUAACUAAGGCACCUUUAGAAAAAGAAAUGAAAGAGCUUUUAGAAGACUGGAAAGAGGAAUCGUUAGAAAAUAGGAAUGACGAAGAAUUUGAAGAUGAGACUGAGGAUAAAUCAGCUGCGUCAAUAAAACCCAAGAUACACUUAAAGGCCAGAAAUGCAAUGACUUCGAAUAAACCUAAAGCAGUAGCGAAAAAUGAAGAACUUAGCCCAACCUGCAAAGUGGAAGGAACAAAGAAAGCUGAAAACAACGUAUUAGCCGAAGAAGUACAAAUUAAACAGCAACAUGUUGUACCAACAGAGCCUAAGGAAAAUUAUGUAGCACCGCAACCAAUUAAUGACGAAACUCCACCAAUAGCAAUGACGCCAGCUACAGCUAGAACAGAGGAGGACAAUUGUUUUGAUGAUGAUGAUGAUCCGUUAGAAGAUUGUGAAAUCACUACCAUCGAUGAAACCGAUACAAAAAGAUUUAUUACUUGCAGCUACAAUGGCCCAGAUGGACCGCCUGCAAUUCCUUCACAACCCCAUGAUUUUUCCAAUUUUCAAAUGGUCGUGGCUAUUGACGAAAACGAAAAGCAUAUAUGGCGCAUUACCGAGGGAAUUUGCUUAUUUAGUUGUGUGCCCACCAGUUUGCCUAAAACUGCACCCCAAGCAACAAUACCUAAAAAACGUAAAAUACGCGCAACAACAGUAACCACUGUAAUGUCUGCGAAGACUCCCGUUACGUCUAAUACCAAAAUAGCAGCUUUAAAAUCAUUUACCACCAACAACCCAGUUGCUACUUCAACACCAGUGGCAAUUCAUGGAUCUAAUAGUAGAACGAUGGCGGAAAAUGGCAAAACAAGCUCUAUAAAUGAAGCGGCAGGAGGAGGCUCUAAAUCCAAGACAACAACAAAAACACAACCAGUUGAAGCGGUUAAGAAAUCUCUACCAGAUACAAAUAAUGAAACUCCAAAAAUACAAAUUGAAGAUAUCGAAUCGAUAUUAUCACAUCUGCAUGGCACUUAAAAACGUUGAAAAUUUAUAAACAAAAUAUAGUGCAAUGUUGACCUAAAUAAAAAUACAUAUAUAAAAUUGCACGAGUAUAAAUACAUUAUUUAACUACAUUCUACUAAUAUCAACAAAUAUAUACAGUUGUAUAGUUAUACAUACAUACAUAAAUACUUAAAAAUAUCUAGUUAUAACUAAUAAUCGUAAUCUGCUUUUACUACAUAAUUAUCUAUGUAAAUUUUUUAAAACUGUACGCCUGUUAUUUUUUUAAAGAAAUUUUCGUCUUAAGAAUUUAUUUUGUUGCAGCAGAAACCCUCAAAUAUCAUACAAUAUUAAAUUUCACAUUCGUUGCUAAAUACUUGCGAAAUAUAAAAGUAUUUAGAAUUCGUUUUUGAAGAAUAAAAUAACACGAUCGAAAUAUGUUUCUUGAACGCAAACACUUUUAGAUUCGGUGUUUUAAACUUUCGUUAUUCAUUAUAUUUGUUAAAUUGCUUUUUAAACACUUGAUUUCAUUAUUUAAAAAUAUCUUAAAUAUAUAGUAUAUAAAAAUUAAUUUUAAUAUUCACUAUAAUUGAUUUAUCAUUAAAGAGAAAUUGUUUGUGUAAAGUAUUUGUAAAAAAAUAUUCUUAAUAAAGAAAAUAUUAAUUGAAUAAGAA